AUGACCACCUCUGCUUCAAUCUCCCUUUCAGUCUCUACCUCUAUGAAUGCCUCAGCUUUUACUUCCACACCUGCUUCUGUCCGGCCACAUUUCAUCUCUCUGCCACAGCCUCAGACUUUGGCAGAUCGAAUUUCUCUGAGAUAUGCCAUGCCUUGGCAGGCCAUGAUCAUCAGUUGUGGCAGUCAAAUUUGUAGUGGUUCCAUUGUUAGCAGCUCUUGGGUACUCACUGCGGCCCACUGUGUCAGGAAUAUGAAUCCUGAAGACACAGCUGUAAUAUUGGGCCUGAGGCACCCUGGGGCACCUCUGAGAGUUGUUAAGAUCUCUACCAUUCUUCUGCAUGAAAGAUUUCGAUUGGUGAGUAGGGCAGCAAGAAACGAUCUAGCAUUGCUGCUCCUUGAAGAGGUCCAGACUCCCAUUCAGAUUUUAGCACCGCUAGGUCAUCUGAAGAACCUGAACAGCUCAGAAUGCUGGCUGUCUGGGCCACGAAUUCUUAAGCCAGGAGAGACAGAUGAAAAUCCAGAAAUAUUACAGAUGCAGGUGAUAGGAGCUUCAAGCUGUGCCCACCUUUACCCUGAUAUAGGCAGUUCUAUUGUGUGCUUCAUUACACAAGACAAAGACGCUGACACAAAUGUGGAACCAGUGAGUCCAGGCAGUGCUGUCAUGUGCAGACCAAUGUCUAGGAAUGGAAGCUGGAGACAGAUAGGCCUCACUAGUCUGAAGGCACUGGCUACCAUUGUGAGCCCCCACUUCUCAUGGAUAUUAUCCACUUCAUCAAAGGCAGGACAUCCAUUAAGCCAUGCACUCAUGCCUUGGAUGGAAAAGCCUAAGUCCUCUAGUCUCGUAAGACAGCCAACCACCCUGCCAUUUUAUUCAACAAUAAUUGUUAUACUACAAAGGCUUUCAUAA
Molecule: messenger RNA, 906 nt
Organism: Budorcas taxicolor (takin)
Lineage: Eukaryota; Metazoa; Chordata; Mammalia; Artiodactyla; Bovidae
Product: serine protease 52-like
Exons: 5
Coding region: 1-906 (301 amino acids)
Biological process (GO): proteolysis
Molecular function (GO): serine-type endopeptidase activity
Source: RefSeq, a predicted model, not a curated record